Messenger RNA from Loa loa (African eye worm), 1284 nucleotides. RefSeq lists its product as hypothetical. The transcript is spliced from 9 exons. NCBI's taxonomy places the organism in Eukaryota, Metazoa, Nematoda, Chromadorea, Rhabditida, Onchocercidae. The record is from RefSeq and is a predicted model, not a curated record. Gene Ontology annotation, molecular function: mRNA binding; metal ion binding. The coding region runs from base 37 to 1272 and encodes 411 amino acids.
CAAAUUUCGAAAUUUCGAGCUAAACUCUAUCCAGAAAUGUCAACCAUUCGUAACAUCGGUUAUCCGGAGAUACCAAUUAAUUCACAUGCAUAUUUACGUCCACCAUCAUCAUUAAGUUUACCAUCAAAUAGUGGUGAUUCUGGUUUUUUACCAUCAAGAUAUGGUAGCGCAACUGUUUCAACAACCAAUAGCCAUGCUGGAAUUAGUUCAACUUCUGGUAAUACAUCCAUUGGUUCAUCACCGAUACCAACAGAACAGGAUAUUGAUCAAGUAUUACGUAAAGCAGUGGAAUUGCUAACGCUUAGAAAUGAAGCACUCAAACAUGCUGGUGCUUCCACAAAGUUUACCGAUGUUCGAUAUCCUAACGAUGUUUCCAAUUUUUACGAUUUCAAUGUGACAAAUCCAACAGUAAAUGAUAUUGCAUCAUAUGAAAAACAACAAACAAAUCAUCUACGAUCGAAACGUUUACCACCUUGUGCGCGUAAAUCACCAAAACCGGAUAGUUACAAAACAGUGAUGUGCCAAGCUUGGCUCGAAAGUGGAAUAUGUAGUUUUGCGGAGAAUUGUCGUUUUGCUCAUGGUGACGAAGAGUUACGCCCUUGCAACAGAUUACCGACAAAAAAUCCUAAAUAUAAGACAAAAUUGUGCGACAAAUACACAAUGGCUGGCCUUUGCCCAUAUGGUGAUCGUUGUUUAUUCAUUCAUCCAGGAGUGUCAAAUGCAUCAAAUCCGUAUAUACAUCCUGAUCGGUAUUUGAAAAUGCAACGUGAACGUGCUCUUCUGACAUCUAUUAACAGUGUUAAUUUGGAAGCUCCUCAGUUAUCAUUAUCAAAUCCUAUAACUAAUCGUCCACCACCAUCUUGGCCACUUGAAUCACCUGGAUUUUUUUCUGCUCAUCGUGAUCUGGAUCAAUUGCUUAAAUUGCAAUAUUUUACUGAAAAUGUAAAACCAUUAUCCAAAGAUCCAGAAGAAAUAUUAGCUACGAAAAAUUUGGAUCACACAUUGGUUCUUAGCGAUAUCACCAAUCAGACUAUGGUAUCGGUCCAAGCGACACCGAAUACUAUCUUGUCUACUGGUAAUUCGAAGAUAAGUGUUACAAAACAUGAUAGCCCAGAUUCCGGUAUUUCAUUUCAUGAUAACAAAGGAUCUGUAUUUCGUACAGCUGUCACUCCACAAUCCGAUACACUGAUGUCAUCAGAUUAUCCGUUUCAAUUUGCUAUUCAUGCUGAUAAUCUUGCACGCUCAUUAGCAUGCGAGUUUAAAGUCGAUUAAAGUGGUUGGAGA